CAUCCAUCUUCCAGUAUCUUGCAGUAGACCGCAAGCUGCUAGAGAAGAUCAGGUGUCUGUUGUGGAAUUUAUGUCUAUCAUUAAACGGUUGUGGGUGUGGUGUUUGGGUCUACGUCUCCGCAUACUUUCGGUCUAUGUGCUGUAAACCCGCAGAUUUCUGGGGAAUCGAAGCAGGCGAGCCUUUAAGAACAGAUGACCCGCCCACUGGUGACGUCAGCACAAAUAGGAAGUGGACCGCAUGAACGCGGACGGGCUGUUGUUUGUGGCUGUUUAGUCAAUGACAGGUCAAUAUUGAGCGGUUGAAUGGCAGCUUCGGACAGUCGGCCGUCUCACCGGGAUUUCGAGGGAAACGGAUCAAUUUCAAACGGCGAGGACGUGAGCAAUGUGAGGGAUAGCGCCGUACAGACGGAUGCCAAAGUACAAGGUUAUGGACCUCGACUGUCCAAAGCCAACCUUUUCACAUUGUUGAGUCUAUGGAUGGAACUUUUCCCAAAGAAAGAAGCACAGCAACAAGAAAAUGAUAGCGCUGGAGACUGUGGUCUUGUGGUGGUGCAUGAGCACAUUGUUCUGGGUCUGCAUUGCUCCAGUGCGCAGUUACAUGCAGGACAGGUGGCUGUGGUCAAACAUGGACCCAGGCUGAAGGGAUGUGAUCUCUACUUCUCCCGAAAACCAUGUUCAACCUGUCUCAAGCUGCUUAUUAACGCUGGUGUGAGCAGGAUAUCAUACUGGCCCGGUGAUGCUGAGAUCAGUUUGCUGUCAGGUAGACACGAUCACAUAGACUCCAGUCACCAGGAAGCCAUCUUAGAUGCAACAGCUGCUGAAAGACUGAAAUCCAACAGCAGACCCCACAUCUGUGUGCUCCUGCAGCCUCUGGACUGCACCAUACAGCAGUUUGUGGACGAAACGUCUCAAAGCGGUGACUUUCUUGAAAAGAUUGCUGCGGACAAUCCAUCUCUCGAUGUUAAGGAUAUCUUUCGAAGGGAAUGGUGGAACAACUUAGAUGAUUUUUUGGAGAAGUUCUUUAUAAAUGACGAGGAGCAGCAUAAGUAUGUGCUGAACAAGAUGGGAUUGGAGAACUUUUGUGCAGAACCAAAUUUUAGUAACUUGAGGCAGCACAUGAGGAAUCUUAUUAGGAUUCUGGCAUCAGUCACCGCAAGUGUUCCGGUUCUAGAAGAUUACGGUUUCUUCACUAAAGAGCCUUUAGGGACGGGUUCUCCUGCUUUACCUCAGGAUGUGGUGCGACACUGUAUGAUACAGACCCAAAUACUGACGUGUAGAACAGAGGAUGCUAAAGUUGGAGUUGGUGCUGUUAUUUGGGCUGAGGGAAAACAGUCACAGUGUGAUGGCACGGGUCGGCUUUACCUAGUGGGCUGUGGAUACAACGCCUAUCCAGUGGGCUCACAAUAUGCAGAGUACCCUCAGAUGGAUCACAAACAAGAGGAGAGACAGAACAGGAAAUACAGAUACAUCCUCCAUGCGGAGCAGAAUGCGCUCACAUUCAGGAGUGCAGAGAUAAAGGAAGAGGACAACACAAUACUAUUUGUGAACAAAUGCCCGUGUGACGAGUGUGUUCCUCUGAUCAGCUGCGCUGGAAUAAAGCAGAUCUACACCACAGACCUGGACAGCAACAAAGUCAAACGCGACAUCUCCUACCUCAGGUUUGACAAACUCAACGGCAUCCAGAAGUUCAUUUGGCAACAGAGAUCUGCUAGACAUACGUCAGAACAAGCUGCUCCACACACAGCAAAUGGUUAUAUGAAACGAAAAGAGAAGGAAACUCAUUUUCAUUGCAAUAAGAGACUGAGAUCAUAGAAGACAUUUCAAAAGCUGCUCUGAACAGAUGAUGUUCAAAUGUGAUGAAUACUAUUUUGCUGAAAAACAUUUAACUUGCCAUGCUCAUGCAGCAUGAUUUACUCAGCAUUCUUACCAUUACAACACAACGUAAAAGAGGGAAAAUGUUUUAUUCUUUAUUAGUUUACCAGAACAGCCUGGUAAAAGUUGAAUUCAUUUGAAUUCAUUGUGCAUUUUAGAAAUGGGGUUUGAGUUUAAAGGUUUUAAAAUGCAUACAAUAAUAAAGUUUUUAAAUUUCUUAAAUUGAGAGGAUAAGCAGAACUGUUCGUUAUGUGUUUGCACAAAAUGUAUUACGGUUUAGAUUUGUUCUUAAUGUAAAACGUACAAUAUAUACAAUGUGCAUUUUAUUUAUGUGGGAGAAAAAAAGAGAGGCAACCAUGUUGCUAAUGCUUCAGUUGGUCUUUAUUGAUACGGUACUAUUAGCAUUUCAGAUGGAAACUGCACCUGUGUGUGUAGUAGGAAAAAUUUAAAUUCAAAUUUUGAACAUUUUUUUUGGCAUCUUCAAUGUAACUGCUAACAAAUAUAUUUAAUAAAUUUGGCUUCACGAAAAUA
This is a messenger RNA of Labeo rohita (rohu), 2403 nucleotides long. RefSeq names its product cytidine and dCMP deaminase domain containing 1 (gene cdadc1). NCBI's taxonomy places the organism in Eukaryota, Metazoa, Chordata, Actinopteri, Cypriniformes, Cyprinidae. The transcript is spliced from 9 exons. Gene Ontology annotation, molecular function: zinc ion binding; hydrolase activity. The coding region runs from base 304 to 1812 and encodes 502 amino acids. The record is from RefSeq and is a predicted model, not a curated record.